Molecule: messenger RNA, 1021 nt
Organism: Oncorhynchus tshawytscha (Chinook salmon)
Lineage: Eukaryota; Metazoa; Chordata; Actinopteri; Salmoniformes; Salmonidae
Product: high choriolytic enzyme 1
Exons: 3
Biological process (GO): proteolysis
Molecular function (GO): zinc ion binding; metalloendopeptidase activity
Source: RefSeq, a predicted model, not a curated record
CACAGUACUGUUAAUGUCGAAGAUAAGACUGCCUGUGUGCUUUGCUCCUUGUCUCUAAGGUGCUGGUCACAUUUGGGUGGUCAGCAGGUGAUCUCCUUACAGCAGCGUGGCUGUGUCCAUCAUGGUGCAGUCCAGCAUGACGUCCUGCAUGCUCUAGGCUUCCACCAUGAGCAGAACUGCGGUGACCGGGACAAUAAUGUCACCGUUGUCACAGAGAACAUCAGCAAAGGCAAGGAACACAUCUUCAGAAAGGUGGAAACCAAUAAUUUGAUGAUUCCGUAUGACUACACCGCUGUGAUGCACUAUGAAAGGUAUGCAUUCGCUAAAGAUUAUGGUAAGCAGCCAACUAUCAUUCCAAAGCCAGACUCUAGUGUUCAGAUCGGAGGGGGCCGACAGAUGAGUCGCCAGGACAUCGUGAGGGUCAACAGGUUGUUCAACUGCAGAGAGUAUUGGGCUUUAUUAUACUAUAUCUUACAAUGGAAAAUACAUGUUUUCUUUCAAUCGUGCGUUUCAUAACAUGAGAAUAAAUGUUUGUUUUUUGUGAACUUUGUCAACACUGCUGAUGUUGUGCCUUUUUAUGUUUGUUUUUUUGUACUUUCACCCCAAUGGGAGGACACUUGAAUAAAUGAAUUUAGAAGACUACAUCAGAUAUUUCAACCAACAACUAUUUGAAAUAAAAUCAAAUGGCAGCUAAUCAAUUAGCUUUCUGGAUGAGGUCAAAUUCACUUCGCACAAUACUCAUCGCUGUAUGUUGUGUUGUGGAUGCUUCACCACCCAGUUGGUUGCAAUUAUUCUCUCACCCAAAUGUUUAAAAAAAUGGUUGUCUUUUUGACACUGGUGUUAUAGAUAUUAUUUUGGGUGAUUGUGAGACAUUCUGUACUCAAUGUUCUAUUGUGUUGGUUGUGUGGUUAAUGUUAAUGUGAUUUCAUAUCCUGUGUUUCCCCCAUUUAUUAGCAUUCAGAAUCUUGACGGUUACUGCACUGUAUCUAGCUGCAUUCAUAUUUGCUCAAUAAAAGCUCAC